This is a messenger RNA of Sphaeroforma arctica JP610, 780 nucleotides long. RefSeq lists its product as hypothetical. The coding region runs from base 1 to 780 and encodes 259 amino acids. The transcript has 2 exons. Lineage: Eukaryota; Ichthyosporea; Ichthyophonida. The record is from RefSeq and is a predicted model, not a curated record.
AUGGCGGACCAAGAAAUAAGCCAAGUUCUGCGACAACAGCAAGAGGUUAUUACAGCCCUGCAGAAUCAACUUGGUGUCCAGGGUAACCAACUGGAACUAUUGGCGCAAGAUCCGACGACCACAGCCCUACGGACGCAAAUGAACGCUCUUCAGGCGUUCGCGAACACUGGCUAUUUGGUACCUGACUAUUCCCACCCAACUUUGUUGAUGAACUAUAGAACUGCCCACCCUAUCAGCAACAAUCGCGCAUUUGCGCCGUGGUUCCAAACCAAGGUUGCACCCGAAUCACCGGUGUCCAUAGGUGAGCCCAUCGAGCUCUUCUCCGCGCUUUUCUGUCAGAACGUCGAUUUCCCAGGAGAACAGCUGUCAGCACUCCAAGGUGUUGUCUAUGAACUAGUUUCAGACAUCAUACACAGCUGCGAAGGCAAGUGGAUCUGCAUCAAGCAAGGUGCGGCGGUAGCUACUCUCGUCGAGAAUAAGCACCGAGCAGCACAUGGCAUCACCGGUGACUACGCCGAAACUUUUAGAGCCGUGCUGCAGAAGAAGCAAAAAUUUGACCUCAUCAGAGGUGCUUCUCAUCAAAAUCGUCAAUUUGACACUAGACGCGAACACGCUAAUAAGCACGGACCUCCACAGAACGCACCUAACGCGGUACAGACCGAUCGCUCUCGAGGAAGGGAAAGAGGCAGUGUAGGUGGACGCAACGGUGCCAAUAAGAACAAUGCGAAUAAGGAAAGUUCCAAUCCGUUCAAAGUAUCUACCAAUCCGUUCGAGAAAUAG